AGACCCCAUUGCCCGUUUGAACACAGUGAAGAAGCUGAACAAUCUCCAAUUCAGCACUCUAUCUAUAUAUCAUCCCAAACCACAACUUAACCGUCAAAGCGACAACGAUUCACCGGAAAAAAAUGGAUUUAUUUGAAGUAAUGCAAAACAGGGCGAUUGGAUAUGCGAUCUUAGACCUGUUAAUGUCCAUGACGCCUCUCUGGUUCGCCGUCGCCGUUGGGGUGCUGGUGGGGUGGGCGUGGAAGCCGCAUUGGGUUAAUCUGGACGGCGCGGCCAAUUGGGCUGCCUCGAUUGUGCCGACUUCUUCCGCUCUUCCGUCGCUUUCUGGAAUUGGCAUCCCUAUUGACUUGGGUUCAGUUCAGAAUUUCACUUCUGUGAAUUUCCAAUUGCCCGGCUUCAUUACAUGGAACUUUGAGAAAGAACCUUCAGAAAAAUCCCCAGAUUCAAGAGCAUUGCAGCCAAGCAUUGCGAAAUCCUACGUUUUAACUGAGAAAGACUUUCUUCAGUUGCACCAAUUGCUUGAAGAAGAGAUUGAUGGGCCUGGUUGGAUUAAGGUGAUGGAACGGUCCACUGCUAACUUAAAAUUCAUAGGUCACCGUAGGAACAGUGAGGAGGGUCACUUGAUGUAUAGAACCAUAUCGUUAUACGAGGAUGUUACACCCGAAAUCCUUAGAGAUUUCUUUUGGGACGAUGAGUUCAGAUCCAAGUGGGAUGCAAUGCAUUUCAGUUCUGAUCUCUUGGAAGAGUGUACCAAGACAGGAGCUAUGCUAGUUCACUGGAUUCGCAAAUUCCCCUAUGUUUCCAGUUAUAGAGACUACACAAUUGCACGUCGGAUUUGGCAGUCUAGCGAUUCCUAUUAUUGCGUAUGCAAGGGUGUGCCUUGCUCUCAUAUCACUAGAAGAGAAAAUGCAAAGCUAGUUGAUGAGUUCCUGUCAUGUUGGCGUAUCCGACCCGCUAAUUCAGCAAGAGAUGGGCGGUUGACCGCCAGCGAGGUUACACUCUUCCACUGUGAGGAUAUGGGAAUGCCAAGGGCAAUUGCCAAGUUUGGGGUUGAGAAUGGCAUGUGGGGAACUGUCAAAAGAAUUGACCCUGGCCUGCGCCAGUACCUCAGGCACCGAGCAUCUGAUCCCCCUCUUUCACGAUAUGUUCUCUUGGCCCGUCUUAGCACAAAGUUUAGUCUCCGCGAAUUUGAUUCCCAUCACGAGAAGAAAGGUCACACUUCUUCAUCAAAUACGGAAGCAGAACAUUCCACCUAUAAUCCUCCUACUGCAUCGUCCGAAAGAAUUUCAAAAUUGGUCGUCUGUGGUGCUUUAUUGGUUCUUGCUUGUAGCUUUGAUGGCGGGUUCUUGAAGAAGGCGAUUGUGUACGGAGUGGGCAGAAGGUUCGGGCAGAUUGGAGGCCGGGCUGCGGCGGGGCUGCAUUAGAACAAGAACUGUACUUCACCUUUAAGAACUCUAUAAAAAUGGAGUUAUAUUGUGCUAUACGGUAUAUGGUUUAUGGUCUUUUCUAUGCAAGUACGUGACUUUGUUAGACGAAACACUUGUACUAAUCACAAGCCAAUGCUAUUAAUAAAAUUACCCCAAUAGCCCUACAGAACCGUUUGAAGAAAGUCUUUUUUUAUAG
Messenger RNA from Cuscuta campestris, 1623 nucleotides. The record is from the annotation of a GenBank genome assembly. NCBI's taxonomy places the organism in Eukaryota, Viridiplantae, Streptophyta, Magnoliopsida, Solanales, Convolvulaceae.